Racocetra fulgida is the source of this 149-nucleotide messenger RNA. The record is from the annotation of a GenBank genome assembly. NCBI's taxonomy places the organism in Eukaryota, Fungi, Glomeromycota, Glomeromycetes, Diversisporales, Gigasporaceae.
AAACCGAACAAGUAAAUAAACAAGUAAAAAGCAAAAGCUAUUGCUGUUGUAAAGAACCAACUGUAAAAUUAAGAGUUGUUCAUGUUGUAAAAGCCGUGCCAGACGUUGUGGAUGUGUAUUACAAAGAGAAUGUAAUAUCACUAAUGUAA